Messenger RNA from Rasamsonia emersonii CBS 393.64, 399 nucleotides. RefSeq lists its product as uncharacterized. Lineage: Eukaryota; Fungi; Ascomycota; Eurotiomycetes; Eurotiales; Trichocomaceae. The record is from RefSeq and is a predicted model, not a curated record. The transcript has a single exon. The annotation marks the transcript as partial.
UUCUUUGCAGAAAAAAAAAGAUCGAGAUCGACAUUUCAUUCUCCAUUCUUCAUUAUUACAGACAGAUCUCAUAAUUACUUAAUUAACAUUAUAUAUAUAUACUAUUACUAUAUUGCAUACUCCAUAAUAUUUAUAUUUAUAUUGACAGUGAAUAAAUCAAUAUGUAUCCUCACUUUCAAUUCCAGUUUCAAUUGCAUUUGCACCUGCUAUCGCUAUUGCUAUUCAUCCCGUCUCUGUUCUUAUCAUCAUCCUCAUCACUUGUUUCCGCCGAACAGCACCAGCUCCAACCACCACAACUACAACCUCAACAACCUCAACAAGAGCAACACCAACAGGUCCAGCACCAACGAACCCUCUACGCAUCGCACUACAGCGGCUAUGUCUACUCUCUUAGCCUAA